This is a messenger RNA of Perognathus longimembris pacificus (Pacific pocket mouse), 3104 nucleotides long. It is a transcript of the gene Trak1, whose product is annotated as trafficking kinesin protein 1. NCBI's taxonomy places the organism in Eukaryota, Metazoa, Chordata, Mammalia, Rodentia, Heteromyidae. The record is from RefSeq and is a predicted model, not a curated record. Gene Ontology annotation, biological process: anterograde axonal transport of mitochondrion; neurogenesis; endosome to lysosome transport. The coding region runs from base 200 to 2119 and encodes 639 amino acids. Gene Ontology annotation, molecular function: GABA receptor binding. The transcript is spliced from 14 exons. Gene Ontology annotation, cellular component: dendrite.
CCUGGGAGCCACGCCCCUUUCUAGGUCCUCUGGGAGGUGCUGUCUGCCCCUCUGCACACCCUAGAACUCUAGGCCAGCCCAGGCCAGGGUGUGAGUCCUUCAUGGCUCCCCUGGAUCAGUGGCCAGGAGCUUCCCCAAGAAUGGCCCCUUGAAAUCAACUUCUCAGAUUGUAGGGGGCGGGAGGGGGCCAGCUUGAGCAAUGUCCCUGAGAGACACCGAAGGGCAGGAGGCAUGUUUUGAAUAUGACUCCCACGAGGGGGACGAGCCAGCCAGCCCCGAGCCGCCCGGCAGCCUGGACAUCCUGGAAGAGGUUUUAUGCGCUGAAAGAGUUGGCCAGAUGACUAAAACAUAUAGCGACUUAGAUGCGGUGACUCGGCUUCUUGAGGAGAAAGAGCGGGACUUGGAGCUGGCCGCGCGCAUUGGCCAGUCCUUGCUGAAGAAGAAUAAGACACUGACGGAGAGGAACGAGCUGCUGGAGGAGCAAGUGGAGCACAUCCGGGAGGAGGUGUCCCAGCUCCGCCAUGAGCUCUCCAUGAAGGAUGAGCUGCUGCAGUUUUACACCAGUGCCGCAGAGGAGAGUGAGCCCGAGUCCGUCUGCUCCACACCGCUGAAGAGGAACGAGUCUUCCUCCUCCGUCCAAAACUAUUUCCACCUUGAUUCACUUCAGAAGAAGCUGAAGGAUCUAGAAGAAGAGAAUGUGGUCCUGCGAUCUGAGGCAUGCCAGCUGAAGACGGAAACCAUCACCUAUGAGGAGAAGGAACAGCAGUUGGUCAGCGACUGCGUGAAGGAGCUAAGGGAUGCGAAUGUGCAGAUCGCCAGCAUCUCAGAGGAACUGGCCAAGAAGACAGAAGAUGCCGCCCGGCAGCAGGAGGAGAUCACGCACCUGCUCUCCCAGAUUGUGGACUUGCAGAAAAAGGCCAAAGCGUGCGCUGUGGAGAAUGAGGAGUUGGUCCAGCACCUGGGGGCAGCGAAAGACGCUCAGCGACAGCUCACAGCCGAGCUUCGCGAGCUGGAGGACAAGUAUGCUGAGUGUAUGGAGAUGCUUCAUGAAGCCCAGGAGGAGCUCAAGAACCUGCGGAACAAAACCAUGCCCAAUACCACGUCCAGGCGCUACCACUCUCUGGGCCUCUUCCCAAUGGAUUCCUUGGCGGCUGAGAUUGAGGGGACCAUGCGCAAGGAGCUGCAGCUGGAGGACCCCGAGUCUCCAGACAUCAUGCACCAGAAGCGUGUGUUCGAGGCAGUUAGGAACAUGAACCAGGUGGUAAAGCAGAGGUCGCUCACCCCAUCCCCCAUGAACAUCCCCGGCUCCAACCAGUCCUCCGCCAUGAACUCCCUGCUGUCAAGCUGCGUCAGCACGCCGCGGUCCAGCUUCUACGGCAGCGACGUGGGCAACGUGCUCCUCGACAACAGGACCAACAGCAUCAUCCUGGAGACAGAAGCCGAAUUGGGGGCCGAGGAGUGCGGGAAGAAGCCAGGCACACCAGGCACACCAGGGUCCCACGACUUGGAGACGGCGCUGCGGCGGCUGUCGCUGCGGCGGGAGAAUUUCCUGUCAGAGCGGCGGUUCUUUGAGGAGGAGCAGGAGCGGAAGCUGCGGCGGCUGGCGGAGGGGCCGCCCUCGCCCUCCGGGAGCCUGGUGUCGCUGGGCGCUCUCACCGCCGGCUCCACCAUGUCCUUCGGCAGCCGCGGCUUCCUGCCCGAGAAGCUGCAGAUCGUCAAGCCGCUGGAAGGUUCUGCCACCCUGCACCACUGGCAGCAGCUGGCCCAGCCUCACCUUGGGGGCAUUCUCGAUCCCCGGCCCGGGGUGCUCACCAAGGGCUUCCGGACCUUGGAUGUGGACCUGGAUGAAGUCUACUGCCUUCACGACCUGGAGGAAGACGACACAGGUGACCCCAGCUCCCUGCGGGGCCUCGCUCCCUCCACGCCCGCGCAGCAGCACCCGGCGGCCGCAGGUGAGGAGAGGCCCGGGACCCCGGCGCCUCUGUCAGGCGGCCGAAGCCACCCCAGCCGGCCACAGGCGUCCUCCGAGGAGAUGCAGGAGCCGCCAGCCAUGCAGGAGGAGGAGGAGGAGGAGGGGUCUGGGAGAGCGACACAGCCGCCCGACAGCCGCCCGAGGUGACCCUUGAGAGCCUGGCGCAGGCCUGCGUCCUGUCCCCCCCACCCCCCAAGUGGUAUUUUUGGGUGGGGCCAAAAUCUCCAGCUUCCGUCCUCCUUUCUGAUAGCCAUCGAUCUUCCCUGAAACUCCUAAAGCUGUCUGCCUUGGGAAUUGGGGGGACGGGACACUUGUGAUUUUUUUUUUUUUUAGCAGCCUUCUCUUACUUGCCCACCCCUCACCUCCAGCCCACUUGUAUCAAAUGGGUUUUGCAUCUGUGAGUGCAAUUUAUGACGUCUCCAAAUUGCCCUUCCCACACUGAUGGGUUGUAAAAUUGGGGAGUUGACUACCUCAUGGAGACGAGCGGGGUGGGUUGGAAAUCCUGACCCUGGGUUUCAAUGAGGGUGCACUAAUGAUUUCUAAAGAUCGCUUUGUGUGAUGUCUAAAUUUUUAUUUAUUUAUUUUAAUGUUAGUCGCUUCUCAUCACCGUGUCCUCGUGAUUUCUGUUGAUUACUUUCCGGGGUCUGUCCCAUCCAUUUCUCUCUGUGUGCCCAAAUUAACCCCCAUGAUUCCUGUUUUUUUGCAGGGGGCAAGGAGGGGAGGGGUGCUUCAUUGGAGCUCUUCCGUUGUUGCUUUUGUUUCUAGAUCCUUCCUGCAGUCGGAGAAUCGUGAUUGUCUGGUUUGCGUUAUCCCACAGCGUUCUUAUUUUUAUUAUUCUUUUUUUUUUUUUUAGUUCCCGGUCUUCUUAUGGCAUUCUCUCUCAUUUAUCAUCCCAAGUCCCAAAGGCCAUGGUGUGCUUGUUUGAGAAAUGCCAAGAUUCAUAAAGGCUGUUGUUUUUGUUUUCCUGCUUUUCACAUGGCCCUCCAUAAUUAAUGGCUGAGCAUCUGCUCUCAUUGCCUGGGUACAUACCAUGGCCUGUGUCACCAUUAUUAUUGUUAUUAUUUUUUAUGCUCUGGCUUGUCCACCUGCCUUCAAUUUAUGUGUCUCUUGACAUUUUAUUGUUAUUAUUAUU